This is a messenger RNA of Coffea eugenioides, 995 nucleotides long. RefSeq names its product cyclin-P3-1. Gene Ontology annotation, biological process: regulation of cyclin-dependent protein serine/threonine kinase activity. The record is from RefSeq and is a predicted model, not a curated record. The transcript has 4 exons. Gene Ontology annotation, molecular function: protein kinase binding. The coding region runs from base 164 to 844 and encodes 226 amino acids. NCBI's taxonomy places the organism in Eukaryota, Viridiplantae, Streptophyta, Magnoliopsida, Gentianales, Rubiaceae.
GCUCAUUUAGCUAAAGUGGCUCUAAUUGUUUUUGAAAGAACACAAGCGGUCUUUAGUUACAUUCCAAUCGUUUCUUAAGCUUUAGCAAGGAGAAGAUCGUCUGCUUCAAAAAAAAAAAAAAAAAAAUCAAGUAGAAGAUCGUCAUACUUCUUGCAUUGGCUAGAUGGGAGCACAGGCACACAACGGCAGAUCUUUUGAUCCAAAAGUCUGCUCAAGUGUAGGAGGAGGGGAGGAAUAUGACAACGGAACUUUAGAGCCUCCAAGAAUUCUGGCAAUUCUUGCUUCAACACUUGAAAAAUCCAUCCUCAAGAAUGAAAAGCUACUGAAAGCAACAAAUGUGAAAGAUGUCAUUACAAUUUUCCAUGGUUUAAGAGCACCUGAAUUGAGCAUUAGGCAGUAUAUUGAGCGCAUAUUCAGGUAUGCCAACUGCAGCCCCUCUUGCUUUGUUGUUGCAUACAUCUAUAUGGAGAGAUUCCUCCAUCAGACAAAUGGUUACUUGACAUCCCUCAAUGCUCACCGGCUUCUGAUCACCUGCUUCAUGCUGGCUGCCAAAUUCGUCGAGGACGAGUGUUACAACAAUGCAUAUUAUGCAAAAGUAGGAGGAAUAAGCACAACAGAAAUGAACAGGUUGGAGAUGAAGUUGUUGGUUGCCAUAGAUUUCAGGCUGCACGUGAGUGUCGAGACAUUUGAUGAUUACUCCUUUCGACUAGAGGAUGAGGCUUCAAGGGGGCAAUACAGAAUCGAAAGGCCUUUUCGACUGUGUGGACUGGGAAAAGGUUCUAACAACAAAGAUGGCUCUGGCCUUUCCCCCAAAGUACCAGGAUACACUUGCAGAGCCACCUAAAUAUUCUCAAAGCAGCAGGAUACACUUGCAGAGAAACUGAAGGUUAUGACUUCAAACUCCUUUUAAACAUAUUGAGAAAAUGGAGAUGUUCAAUGUAAUUGAGAAAAUCAUGGUUAAAAUGUAAGCUCUAGUUGGCCUGCUUCCAAUUGAA